This is a messenger RNA of Catharus ustulatus (Swainson's thrush), 399 nucleotides long. Its product is annotated as monocarboxylate transporter 13-like. The record is from RefSeq and is a predicted model, not a curated record. The annotation marks the transcript as partial. Lineage: Eukaryota; Metazoa; Chordata; Aves; Passeriformes; Turdidae. The transcript has 2 exons.
UAAUGAUGGGCCUUCUACCAAUUUUCAGAUCUGUUAAAAUACCUCACCAGCAUCACUACCACUCCAGAAAAAAAAAGAAAAAAAAAAAAAGAAAAAACAACCCAAAACACAGAGAAGAUCUAAGAAUUAGAAAAGAUGCAGGCUAAAGACAGCAAUCCACCAGAUGGUGGCUAUGGAUGGGUUGUGGUAGUGUCAGCCUUCAUGGUGAUGGGCUUCACUGUUGCUGUCCUCAAGACUUUUGGUCUGUUCUUUGUUGAAAUCCAGCAGCACUUUGAAGAACUUGCAAGCUCCACUUCCUGGAUCACAUCAGUAACUGUUGCCGUCUUUCAUUUAGGAGGGACCACAAGACUUCCUGAUGAAGAUCACCUGAGCCUCCAGUUCUUUGAGCAUGUUUCCUGG